AUCACAUCCGAUUUCAAAGCUGUUGGCACCACCACUGAUAAUAACGUGAAGAUAGUGGCCACCUCUGUUGGUCUUGAAUCGCAGGUGUCCAUUGGAAGCUGAAACCAUCUUUGCCUCCAGGUCGUACAAGAGAAUUGGACGUCCAUUGGGAAUGUAACGAUCUCCCUGCAAGCAACAGAACAUGUCAACAUCCUUGUUUCGAUCCACACAACGCUGGAUACCGGUACGAACGCCGUCAACAAUGAUGGCCAUGGUAUCAUUGGAAACAGGCCGGGGGUUGCCGCCUUUGGAGAAGAAAGCAAUCUUCACUUCGUCGUUUACAAGUCGAUUCGGAUUCGCCAUGGUGUUUCUUCCUUAUCCGAAAAAUGAGAAAGUGCCGUUGCUGAUUGCGUUUUCGUUCCGAUUCAAUGCGCCUGGAGGUACCCUGCCAGAGGCGGUACUCCAUUCAUUGGGUUCCUCGGAAUCUUCCGUCGAGCCUGGACGAAUCUUUAAGAGAGGUUCGUGCUGCCUCGAGGAAGAGUCUGAAGCCGGUCAAUCGAUUGUUUGGUAGAGGUAACGUGCGAAAGCAAUCCACAAUUCUCUUUCAUCGAAAGUGAGAGCGAAGGCAACCAUGGACAAUGACAAUCAACCAAUUCUGCAAACUGGCUCUUUUGAUCCGUAUUGCAGUUGGAAAACUCUUGUUUUUCUCAACCCAGUUGAUGACUUCGAAAAAAUGAGUGAAGAAGACCGGACGGUGGCAAUUUGCUUGGAGACGUAUGAUGGCAAACGACGCAACUACAGAGGAUCAGCCACGUUCGAUCGAUUUGCUGGAACUGCCAGUUACCGUUUCUUGUUGUCUGUUCGCAGGGUUGAAAACAUCGUGCAAGAUUAUGGCCAGGUUACCGAGCGGCUCAGUGAACAUCUAAGCAGCUCUGUUGAAAGAUUCGAGCUUCGCCUAACGAAGCGCUUCUCAUGGACGACCGAAACGCACAAAGUAAAGGGCGAGACGACCAGUGGUCGAUGGAUCACGCUGUGCUUCAAUCGAGAUGCAGCAGCUCAAACUCCGGACAGCAUCAAACAGAUUGAUUUGAUUGUACCAAAGUCGAAGACUUCUGACAACGGAAAACUCCUAGCUCUUGCUGUGAAUAGCGCCAAGCUUGUGGUGGAAGCAAACAUUGCCAUUAUGGAAUUUGAGGCGGCAAAAGCGGAGAUGGCACGACGACAACAAGCCACCUAAAUAGUUUGGCCCCAUCCACAUCCAACAAUUGUUCUGUUUCCCAAUAGCUUUUAUUAAUCGUAUGAUAUAGCAUCUUUUUGUUAUCCAGCCAGUUGUAGA
Messenger RNA from Seminavis robusta, 1315 nucleotides. Lineage: Eukaryota; Bacillariophyta; Bacillariophyceae; Naviculales; Naviculaceae. The record is from the annotation of a GenBank genome assembly.